Molecule: messenger RNA, 7612 nt
Organism: Centrocercus urophasianus (Greater sage-grouse)
Lineage: Eukaryota; Metazoa; Chordata; Aves; Galliformes; Phasianidae
Gene: ZNF236
Product: zinc finger protein 236
Exons: 33
Coding region: 20-5938 (1972 amino acids)
Biological process (GO): regulation of transcription by RNA polymerase II
Cellular component (GO): nucleus
Molecular function (GO): DNA-binding transcription factor activity, RNA polymerase II-specific; RNA polymerase II cis-regulatory region sequence-specific DNA binding
Source: RefSeq, a predicted model, not a curated record
GGGGAGGGAGGGGGCCGCCAUGCCGAGGGGGCGGCCUCCCAGCGCCAGCGGGGACAGCGGCACGGCCGGCGCCCGGGCAGAUGGUGUGCUGACACCGAAUAUAGAGAACGGUGAUUUUCCCUACCAAGUACCCAGCUUCCCUAAGUGUGAGAUCUGUUUGCUGUCUUUCCCAAAAGAGACCCAGUUCCAGCGCCAUAUGAGGGAUCAUGAGCAAAAUGACAAGCCUCACCGAUGUGACCAGUGUUCAAUGUCAUUUAAUGUUGAAUUCAACUUGACACUUCAUAAGUGUACUCACAAUGGCGAAGAUCCUACAUGUCCUGUGUGCAACAAGAAAUUCUCCAGAGUGGCCAGCUUGAAAGCUCAUAUAAUGCUGCAUGAAAAAGAAGAGAAUCUUAUCUGUUCAGAGUGUGGAGAUGAAUUUACGUUGCAGAGUCAGCUGUCCAUACACAUGGAAGAGCAUCGUCAAGAACUGGCAGGCAAUAGGGUCCACAGCUGCAAAUCUUGCAAAAGGGAAUUUGAAACUUCCUCACAACUGAAGGAGCAUAUGAAAACUCACUAUAAAAUAAGGGUAUCAAGUACCAGGUCUUAUAACAGAAAUAUUGACAGAAGUGGAUUCACCUAUUCAUGUCCUCACUGUGGAAAGACGUUCCAGAAACCAAGUCAGUUAACUCGACAUGUUAGAAUUCAUACAGGUGAAAGACCGUUUAAAUGUAGUGAAUGUGGAAAAGCCUUUAACCAGAAGGGGGCGUUGCAGACCCAUAUGAUCAAGCACACUGGUGAAAAACCCCAUGCUUGUGCCUUUUGUCCUGCUGCCUUUUCUCAGAAAGGCAAUCUUCAAUCACACAUACAGAGAGUUCAUUCAGAGGUGAAGAAUGGCCCUACCUACAACUGUACAGAAUGUAGCUGUGUCUUCAAAAGCUUGGGUAGUUUAAACACGCAUAUCAGCAAGAUGCACAUGGGUGGUCCACAGAAUUCUGCAAGCUCUUCAACAGAUGUAUCUCAUGUUACAGCGGACUCUGUCACCCAGCCUUUAACAACAUCUCCUGCUAAUCUUUUGCAACCUGUUGAUAAUAAGUGGAAGAAUGCCACACAUUUCCGGUCUCCACUACUUCAGCAGACAGAAAACCAGGUGUCUUCAGCUACUGCUAAUCAGGGACAACAGGCUGUAACUGAUGUCAUCCAGCAACUCCUUGAGUUAUCAGAACCAGGUGCUGUAGAAAAUAGCCAGCCUCAACAACCUGGUCAGCAGCUCAACAUUGCUGUGGGACUCAACAGAGAUAUUUUGCAGCAAGCUUUAGAGAAUAGUGGAUUGUCUUCAAUUCCUGUCUCUGCACAUUCUACUGACUGCAACCAAGCUAAGACUCCUGGGACCCAGGAUCAGAACACGGAUGUCCAGACUCUCUCAAAUCAUCAGGCUGACUCUAAUAAUGCAGAACAAGAUAAGGAACAAGAGAGCACAGAUAAACUGGAUAAAAAAGAAAAAAAGGUUAUUAAGAAAAAAUCGCCAUUUUUACCUGGUAAUGUUGCUACUGUUUGCUAUUUUUUGUGCAGUAAGGACUGCAGUAUUUCUGGGGAUGUUGAUGACUUCAUAAAGGGAUUUCUCAAAACAUAUUGUGGAUCAUCUACGUUAUCUAAAAUACAGUGUUUGUGUUCUAUACGUGAAGAAAAUGGAAUAAGGUGGCAUGUUUGUCCAUACUGCUCUAAAGAAUUUAAAAAACCAAGUGAUUUAGUGCGUCACAUUCGCAUUCAUACCCAUGAGAAGCCAUUCAAGUGUCCCCAGUGUUUUCGUGCAUUUGCCGUUAAGAGUACUCUCACAGCACACAUAAAAACACAUACUGGCAUUAAAGCUUUCAAGUGCCAAUUUUGUAUGAAAUGCUUUUCCACCUCAGGGAGUUUAAAAGUUCAUAUACGUCUACAUACAGGUGUUAGGCCUUUUGCUUGUCCUCACUGUGACAAGAAGUUUAGAACAUCUGGCCACAGGAAAACUCACAUUGCUUCACAUUUUAAACAUAGUGAACUAAGAAAGAUGCGACAUCAACGUAAACCUGCAAAAGUUCGAGUAGGAAAGACGAGUGUUCCUGUACCAGAUAUCCCUUUGCAGGAGCCCAUACUCAUCACUGAUUUAGGUCUUAUCCAACCAAUUCCAAGGAAUAGCCAGUUCUUCCAAAAUUAUUUUAACAGUAAUUUUGUGAAUGAUGCAGACAGACCGUAUAAAUGUUUUUAUUGCCAUCGAGCCUAUAAAAAAUCUUGUCAUCUUAAACAACAUAUCAGGUCGCAUACUGGUGAAAAGCCCUUUAAGUGCUCUCAGUGUGGAAGAGGUUUUGUGUCAGCAGGAGUUCUGAAAGCACAUAUUAGAACACAUACUGGACUGAAAGCUUUUAAGUGUCUUAUAUGCAACGGGGCCUUCACUACUGGUGGUAGCCUCAGGCGGCACAUGGGGAUCCAUAAUGACCUUCGGCCGUAUAUGUGUCCGUAUUGUCAAAAAACAUUCAAAACCUCAUUAAACUGUAAAAAACAUAUGAAGACUCAUAGGUAUGAACUUGCACAGCAACUUCAGCAACAUCAGCAGUCUACUUCAAUAGAUGAUUCUACAGUAGAUCAACAGGGCAUUCGUGUUUCUGCACAGAUGCAAGUAGAGAUUGAAAGUGAUGAGCUGCAGCAGUCAGAAGCUGUUGCAACAGAUCAGCAAGCAAUUUUAGAGUUAGACCAGCAGCCAGUAGGAGGCACAGAAGAAACAGCGCUUGAACAACAAUUGGCUGAUCAACCUUUAGAGCAAGAUGAGGAUAGAUUUGUGACAUCGCAGCACGCUUUACAGGAAAACAUGACUCAAUUUGAGCAACAAUCUAUAACACAGCAGUCAUUUGAUCAACAGGGCUUAUCACAAGGAUUUGCAGUUAAUGAGAGCUACAAUCAACAGACUCAGUUUCCAGCUGUUCAGCAGCUGCAGGAUUCAAGCACACUUGAAUCUCAGGCUCUUUCAACAAGUUACCAUCCACCAUCCCUUCUUCAAGUUCCUAAUACAGAUGCUAUUAAUGUAACUACUCGCUUGAUACAAGAUCAGUCAUCACAAGAAGAGCUUGAAUUGCAUACCCAAAGGCCUCAUUUUCUUGAGGACAGUGAAGAUCAAAGCAGGCGUUCAUAUAGAUGUGAAUAUUGCAACAAGGGUUUUAAGAAAUCCAGCCAUUUGAAACAACAUGUACGAUCGCAUACUGGUGAGAAGCCUUAUAAAUGCCAACUAUGUGGCCGUGGCUUUGUUUCCUCAGGAGUUCUUAAGUCACAUGAAAAGACUCAUACAGGAGUUAAAGCAUUCAGCUGUAGCAUUUGCAAUACAUCCUUCACAACUAAUGGCAGCCUUACAAGGCACAUGGCAACUCACAUGAGCAUGAAGCCUUACAAGUGCCCAUUCUGUGAUGAAAGCUUUCGAACAACUGUUCACUGCAAAAAGCAUAUGAAAAAACAUCAAGCAGUCUCCUCAGCUGUAGCAUCAGCUACAGAAACAGGAGGGGGAGUUGCGUGUGUUGAAGAUGAUGAUGAAAAUUCUGAAAGAGCUUCCAGAAAAUCUCGUCCUGGUGUCAUAACUUUUACAGAAGAAGAAACAGCAGAACUGGCAAAAAUUAGGCCUCGAGAAAGUGCUACUGUGUCAGAAAAAGUUCUUGUUCAGUCUGCUGCAGAGAAAGACAGAAUUAGUGAGAUCAAAGAUAAGCAGGCAGAAUUGGAAGCAGAGCCUAAAUAUGCCAACUGUUGUAGUUACUGCCCCAAAAGCUUUAAAAAGCCCAGUGAUUUAGUCAGGCAUGUUCGUAUCCAUACUGGAGAGAAGCCGUAUAAGUGCGAAGAAUGUGGGAAGAGUUUCACUGUAAAAUCCACUCUAGAUUGUCAUGUUAAAACACAUACAGGUCAGAAGCUCUUCAGUUGUCACGUGUGCAGUAAUUCUUUUUCUACAAAAGGAAGUCUAAAAGUCCACAUGCGUCUGCAUACAGGAGCAAAGCCAUUUAAAUGUCCACACUGUGAUUUACGGUUUCGUACUUCUGGGCGCAGAAAAACCCACAUCCAGUGUCAUUAUAAACCAGAAACAAAGAAGGUUAGGAAGCCUGUUGCCCGCACUUCAGCUGAGGGAUUGCAGCCAGUCAGUCUUCUUAAUUCAUCUUCAACAGAUCCUAAUGUUUUCAUCAUGAAUAACUCUGUUUUGACAAGUCAGUUUGAUCAAAAUUUACUUCAACAAGGACUUGUGGGCCAGGCUAUCCUGCCUGCUUCCGUGUCAGCUGGAGGUGACUUAACUGUGUCCUUGACAGAUGGUAGCUUGGCCACUCUUGAAGGAAUACAGUUACAACUUGCUGCUAAUCUGGUUGGACAAAAUGUUCAAAUCUCUGGAAUUGAUGCUGCUAGUAUCAACAACAUAACAUUACAGAUUGAUCCAAGCAUUCUACAGCAAACCUUACAGCAGAGUAAUAUACUUGCUCAGCAACUAACUGGAGAUCCCAGUAUGGCUCCACAGAAUCCCUCCCUCCAGACAGCGGAAAAUGCAGUGCCAGCUAACGUGGUUAUUCAGCCUGUAUCAGGCCUGUCUUUGCAGCCUACAGUAACAUCUUCAGCUAACAUGACAAUUGGAUCCCUAUCUGAGCAAGAGUCUGUGCUGACGACCAGUGCUAGUGGUACACAGGACAUCUCUCAGGUCAUGACUUCACAGGGUAUGGUGUCAUCUUCAAAUGGACAACAUGAGAUAACAUUGACCAUAAAUAAUUCCAGUUUGAGUCAAGUUCUAGCUCAUGCUACAGGUUCUACUACUGCAAGCUCAUCAGGAAGUCCUCAAGAAAUCACUCUUACAAUAUCUGGUCAAGAUCUUAUUCAGCACAAUUCUGGAAGCAGUGAUCUGAAUAGUAGCUUAAGGUUGACAGCACCAACCAUCAACAGUCAGAGUACAGGUGCAACAUUAACUAUAAGUAAUGACCACCUUCUUUCUCAGGGCACUUCACUAAAUGCUCCAGAGCUUAAUACAACAACUGGAACAAACCUUCCUUCAACAACACCCAUAUCUCAAUCUACAGUUUCUGCCCAGAAUUUGGUCAUGUCUUCAUCAGGAGUUGGAGGAGAUGGUAGUGUCACUUUGACCCUUGCUGAUACUCAGGGAAUGUUGUCAGGUGGUCUUGAUGCAGUUACACUUAAUAUCACAUCACAGGGUCAGCAGUUCCCUGCUAUACUCGCGGAUUCCAGUCUCGCUAGCCAAAGUGGGUCAGGCUCACAGCAAGUCAUACUGGUGAGCCAUACACCCCAUUCAGCAGCUACAAACUCUGAUGAAAUAACGUAUCAGGUGACAGAGGUUUCUCCUAAUGUGACUAAAAGCAAUCAAGCAGAAAAAGAAGGUCGUGUGCACCAGUGUUUUGAGUGUAGUCAGACCUUUUCUUCAGCCACCAUGCUGAUGCAUCACAGUAAAGAGGUUCACGGCAAGGAAAGAAUACAUGUUUGUCAUGUCUGCAAUAAAGCCUUUAAGCGGGCAACACAUCUCAAGGAACACAUGCAAACCCAUCAGGCUGGACCUUCACUGAGUUCCCAGAAACCUCGGGUGUUUAAGUGUGAUACCUGUGAAAAAGCUUUUGCGAAGCCAAGUCAGUUGGAGAGACAUUGUCGCAUUCACACAGGGGAACGGCCAUUUCAGUGUACGCUAUGUGAAAAAGCUUUUAACCAGAAGAGUGCUCUUCAAGUUCACAUGAAAAAGCACACGGGAGAAAGGCCUUACAAAUGUGAUUACUGUGCAAUGGGAUUUACACAGAAAAGCAAUAUGAAACUUCAUAUGAAACGGGCUCAUGGUUACACUGGUCCUGUGCAAGAACCUGCUAGUAAUCAAGAACAAGAAGGGGAAGAUAUUAGUCGUGCUCUGAAUUUAGAGGAAGUGGUACAAGAAUCGUCAAAUGAAUGGCAAAAUAUAGGCAGUGUUUUUCGAUGACACCUUGAUGUCUGAAAGCUGACUUUUUUUUUUUUUUUUUUUUUGGAACUUGGGUUUCUCUAAAGAAGUUUUCAGAGAAGGGAAAAGUUGGAUUUUACAGUUGAAACUUCAAGCAUUGGAAAUAUUAACAAUAAAAUAAUAUAUUAUAGGAUUUUUUUUUAAUUAUUUGCAAAAAUUACCUAAAAGAAUCGAUGUCCUUUUUUUAAGCUUGUAGAAAAAUAUUGUGAAAUCAUCACUUAAUCUGUGCUAAGUUGUCUGUGAAUGAAUGAACUCAGGUAAUACUGUAUACAGUUUCAUCUUUUAAUUCACAGCCAGUAUAUCUAUUUGAAAAAUGAACUGGAACUUCAUACUAGAGUAGAAUUUUUAAAGGAGGGGAAUAAUAACUUCAUGGGAAAACCAUGAAGCUGUUAGCUUUCUUUUUUUUUUUUUUCUUUUUACCUAUUUAAAGAAAUAAUUGAGUUCAGAAACAAAAUGUUACAAGUAGGUGCAUGCAGUAAAAAGUAGUUCUUUUCUUUUUACAACUAGAUGCAUGCAGCAAAAGUAGUUCUUUUCUUUUUACAAGGCACGUGAAAAGGCUCUAUUUUUGUUUUGUUAGUGCAUUUUCAGAAUGUUGAAAUAAAUUGCCAUGAAUGCAUGGCUUUUCUUGAGUUAUGCUCUUGAGAGAGAGCAUGUUCAUUUCCAUUCCAACCACAGAGGCAGGUGGUUGUUUCUACAUAAAAGUGCUUGAGGUUUAUAACUCAGCAGUUACUAUUUAAAGAGAAUUCAAAUCAGGAAGGGUUGCAAGGAAGGCCUCUUUUAUGUUUGCUGUAUUGGAUUAGCAGGUACGUCUCCCAGUGUCUGUGAAAGGCACAGCCAAAUGCUAAAUUUGGGAAGUCAACAUAAAGUUUUAUGUUAGCAGUCAGAAAAUGUGGUGCACGCUGUUACCUAUGUUAUACAAAAUUCCCAGUGCUGUAAACAGUUACUUCAAAUCUGUAAAUUACUCAUUGUUUUCUUUGUGGAUUUUGGAAAUAUGUUACUUUUAUUUGUUGUUUAAGUCAUUGUUUCAUCAAAACUACCUAGAUGACUAAAGCAAUGCUUUGAAAGGUGCCACUUAAAUCUAUUCAUAGCAAAGAAACACUGGAGUAAAGACAUAGUCAUCUUUUAGACAUUCCAAAGACAAGCUCUUUUCUUAUUUUUACCUUGUUCUUUUGAAUUUUAUUUAUAUGUUACAUAUAUAUAUAGAUAUAUAUGUGUGCUUGUGUGUAUAUAUAUAUAUGUAUAUUUAAAGUUAUAUGAGCCUCUAUGUGGCUGAUCAGUAUAUUUUGUAAAUACUAAUCCUGGUUGCAGGAAGUUCAUCUUUUCGGUUUGCUGCAAGUACUCCUAGAUCAGUAGUGGUUUCACUGUACUAUAAUACAGAGCUGAAUUUUAAUUUACAUUCUGAAAGAUGAUUGCUCUCAGAUCCAAAAAGCUCUCUUUUGUAAAUAUUGUCUAUACUUUGUCUAUGAUACCAACUAGUUAUUUCAGAUUGCUGAAGCAAGAAAUUACUGUUUUUUCAAUAGGGCAUCUCUUGAUUCUUUUGUUAACUCUUUUGGCAUAUGUAUAUAAGUAAUAUAGUUGUUGACAUGAAAAUAACACUUUUGUUAUGUGGAAUAUUUAAUUCAAAAACAUGUUAAAUAAUAUUACUCUUUUCCUAAA